AUGGAACAUUGGAGCUGUCAAAUGUCGGGUAUGGUGCUUCUGGUACUGUUGUAUUUGGGUAAGUUGGCUUUUUUUCAAACUUGAACCUAGAGGAUCCUAGCCAGACCUAAAAAUUUUCGUUUUUGGUCCAAAAGUAAAUGGAAAAGCUUUUUUAAAAUAUUUGAGUGAAAAAUGAACUGCUUAGCAAAAAUUGCAAAAAAAAAUAGAUUUUUUAAUUCUAUAAACUUUUUGACCGAUCCAUUACUAAAAACACGAUUAAUUUAGUUUCGGUCGCAAGCUCGCUUGAAGAAUACACCACUUGUUACGUGUGUGCAGACUACGUUGGACUGGGCGGCUACGAUAAGAAUUGCUGGGAAGUGAAUAAAAACACCGAAAAAGUCGGAAGAUGUGACAAAACUACUUGUUUUACACUAUGGGGUCAUUUAAUGGAAAAAGGCGAAAGUAAGGCUUAAAGUAAAGUAGAGCUAACGUAUGGUAGGGUAGGGUAGGGUAGGGUAGGGUAGGGUAGGGUAGGGUAGGGUAAGGUAGGGUAGGGUAGGGUAGGGUAAGAGAAAUUAAGAGUUAAAUACAAUUAAAAGUAAUAUCUAAUUUUUAGAGGUACUAGCAGUAAGGCGCGGCUGUGAUUACCCGUUUCCGGUAAGUUCUAGUAAAAUCUUUCUAUUACUUUUUUGCUUUGUAAAGAAAGUUUUUGCCAUUUUUUGUUUUGUAAAGAAAGUUCUUGCCAUUUUUUAAAUUUCAGCCACACGUAAAGUGCGUGGAAGUUACAGAUUAUGCUUGUGCCAACAACCAUAAAAUGAACGGCACGCUGUGUAGAUGCUAUGGAGCGGAUUGCAACACUGAUCCGAAUCCCUUCACUACAACCACUACAACUACAACUACGACCACUACUACCGCUACGACUACUACUACCUCUACGACCACUACUAUCACUACGACUACCACUACCACUACAACUACAACCACCGAGUUCGAAUCGACUACUGAUCCCGACGCUCCAGUGGCAUCAACUAAUGACUGGUCGCUCUCUGUUUUCACUCUACUGAUCGCUUACUGUAUUUUCUAUGGGUUUUAG
Messenger RNA from Bursaphelenchus okinawaensis, 1072 nucleotides. The record is from the annotation of a GenBank genome assembly. NCBI's taxonomy places the organism in Eukaryota, Metazoa, Nematoda, Chromadorea, Rhabditida, Aphelenchoididae.